GGAGUUGGAGGUGAAGACUUUUCAUGGAUGGAGUCAGCUUGCACCGACGGGGCAGAAGUUUAGAGGAGGACACUGGAGUAUAAAAGUAGUUUACGGAGUUUUAACAGUCUUUAAAAUCGCGUUUAUGGGCCACGCGAUGUUCUUCUAACACUUACAUGGUGUGUGAACAAAGAGAAAGAGUUUGUCGUUUCGCGAAAAGACCUCAAAAAAUGGAAUGUGUGUUGGUGUAGCUGAUCCCCUGCAUUCAGCGUCAGCGUGAGAGGAGCAGCAGUCAUGGACGUGGAAGACUUCCCUCCCCCGCCGCCAGAAAUGUUGGCAGACGGUGCUACGUUUGAUGACGAAGACGAGGGCGAAGUCUUUGACUUUGAUGACAGCGGUGAUGAAGCAGCGAAGGUCGGCCACCGGCCUCCGACACCUCCAGCUCCUCCAGCACUAAACGAUGAGAAUGACUACCAGGAGAGUUUGGGGACCGGUGUCCCUGAGGACCAACUUCCUGUUCCUCCAGUUCCUUCCAGUACAGUUCCAUCAUCAUCAGCAGCAGCUGAGAGAAGCUCAACCUCCACAACCAGUGGAGCAACAUCUCCUGAAAGAACUGCUGAAGCAGAGGCUGACUUACCACCUCCUCCUCCUCCUUCUCCUCCUCCUCCUCCACCAUCUAAUGAAGACGAAGAGACGCCUCCAGGAAUACCAGACAAAGAAGAUGAGGAUCCUUCUAGAUCCAUUCCUAGAGCGCCCCCUCAGGGCAAAGUCAACCCUUACUCCGUUAUCGACAUCACACCUCUGCAGCUGCAGCAGCCGGACCCUCACCACGGACCCCCCUCUCCUGCCUCUUCGCCAGUGGAGCCCAAAGGUCGUGAGGUCGUGGUGCAGGACAACGACCCUCACCCCGUUGGUGGCACCAGCUCGGGCUACUCUGUCCCAGUGCCAUGUGGGUACCAAACCCCCUCUGGAGUACCCCUCAUCACGCCAGCGUACACCACACCGGUCAUCAUCAGACACCUUUCCAUGGACGAGGAAGUCACUGUGGUGAGGACUGCAGACACAUCUGUUGACAGUGUUUUCAGUGAAGAGUUUCCACCAAUCAGAGAAGAGGAUGUUUUGGCCAAAUGGGCAUCAGAUCCUGCCAACACUGCCUGGAUGGAAAGUCCAGAUGAGGUGAUUUAUGAUGACGUGCCCAGAGAGAACUCUGACUCCAACACAGACCCAGAUGAGAUGAUCUACGAUGACGUGGAGCUGGGGGAGGAGGGAGGCGGCGGCAGCUCCCUCGACAACGGUUGGAGCUCCAGCGAGUUUGAAAGCUACGACGAGGCCAGCGACGGGGAGGGUGCCGCCGAGAACGGCCUGCCCCACGCCUUCAUGAGAGGGAAGCCGCCCCAGAGGAAGACACAUCUCUCUCAAGAUCUGACUCGCUUGAAAGAACACUAUGAGAAAAAGAUGAAAGAUCUAAUGGCAAAUACGGUGGGGACUGUUGAGCUGCAGCAGCUAAAACAGAAACACGAGCAGAAGAUGCAAAAGCUGGUGAAAGCAGCGAAGGAGGGCACCAAGGACGGACUGGAGAAAACCAAAGCUGCGGUGAAAAAGGGACGGUCUUUUAUCAAAACAAAGUCAUUCUGCAACGAGAGGAAGUCGACGUGUUUUGAAGACGAGGAGACUGAAGUCUUCAUUGAAGUGGACUGCUUUAAUAUUGAACCAGUGCUGUGUCCAGUACCAGCUGAUCUCUCACAACAACAGUUGGUGAGAAGAUGUAUCCUGGGCUCCAUCCUGGAGAGUGAGAAGAACUACCUGGAGGCUCUGAAGAGGAUAUUAGAGCAAUACGAGAAGCCCCUCUCCCAGAUUGAGCCACGGCUGCUCAGCGACAGGAAGCUGAAGAUCGCGUUCUAUCGCGUGCGGGAGAUUCUGCAGGGCCACUUCCUGUUCCAGAUUGCGUUGGCGAGCCGCGUGGCUGAGUGGGACAGCCUGGAGAUGAUCGGGGAUGUCUUUGUGGCAUCGUUUUCCAAGUCUAUGGUGCUGGACGCCUACAGUGAAUAUGUCAACAACUUCAGCAACGCAAUGGCAGUGGUUAGGAAGACGUGCGCGUCCAAACCUGGAUUCCUGGAGUUCCUCAAGCACCGUCAGGAGACCAGCAGUGACAGGAUGACCUUGUACGGCCUCAUGAUGAAGCCCAUUCAAAGGUUCCCACAGUUCAUUCUGCUGCUACAGGACAUGUUGAAGAACACACCGGUGGGCCACGCAGACCGCCUGCCGCUCCAGAUGGCCCUGACCGAACUGGAGACACUGGCAGAGAAGCUGAAUGAGAAGAAGAGGGAAGCUGACCAGCGGUGCGAGAUCCGCCACAUCGCGAAGGCCAUGAACGAACGCUACCUCAACAAGCUUCUAAGCAACGGCAGCCGCUACCUGAUCCGUUCAGACGACAUGGUGGAGACCGUCUACAACGAGCGUGGCGAAAUGAUCAAAACCAAGGAGCGCCGCCUCUUUCUGCUCAACGACGUGCUGAUGUGCGCCACGCCCAACAUCCGGUGCCAGGAUGGCAGUGGGAGUGGGAAUGUGCCGGUGGACCAGAAGUUUCUCCUGAAGUGGAGUGUUCCCCUGAGCUUCGUGGAAGUUGUGGAGUUUGGUUCCAGUGAGGAUAUGGCCGACCACAGCCGACCAGCCCCGCACUCGGGGGAGAAAGUGGUCAUCAAUGCUAAACCAAGUAAACUGUACAUGGGACCAGGUCAGUUGUACCAGGAUUUGCAGAACCUAAUCCAUGACCUCAGCCUGGUCAACCAAAUUUCCAACAUGAUCAGCAGCCUCAAGGGAAACUACCAGAAUGUGUACCCCACAGUGGCUCAGGACUGGGUGUCAGGGCUGCAGAGACUCAUACUGAAGAAGGAGGAGGAGAUCAGGGCGGCCGAUCGGUGCAGGAUCCAGCUGCAGCUGCCGGGCAAACACGACAAGUCGGGUAAACCCACCUACUUCAGUGCCGUGUUCAACACUCUGAGCCCAGCGAUCAAACAGUCGUGGAUCAGUAACCUGCAGAUGGCAAAGCUGGCUCUAGAAGACGACAACCUGCAGGGCUGGCUGUUUGCAGAGGAUGAUGGGAAUCAGAUCAAAAAGCAGAAACAUCCUCUGCUGCUGCGACAGAUGCCUGUGGUCAUGUCCAAACUUCAGGAAUUCAAGGUGGAGUGUGCAGUCCACAACCCAGAGCCCCACAUCAACACUCAGAGCACAGCCGACACGCCCGUCGUGGGCCACGGAUGUGUCUGGGUUGCAAGUUGCACUAACCAGAUGGGACAGAUCGCCAUUGUGGCCAUGCAGAACGCCAACCCCAAAGUGACCGAGUGUUUCAAUGUGGAGUCCCGUAUCCUGUGCAUGGCCUUUGUGCCGUCGGAGCAGGCCCCGGAAAAUAGAGACAAAGUUCCUGAGAGUAACCAUGUCCCUGCUGCGGCCAAGGCCAGUGACAGCCCCAGUGUUUGUCUGGGCAUGGAGGAGGGCAGCAUCAUCGUUUAUAAAAGCAGCCAGAGGUCGAAGAAAGUGCGUCUGCAGCAGUUCUUCACUCCAGACAAGUCCACCGUCACCAGUCUGGUCUACAAGAGACCCUGUCUGUACGCCGGCCUGGUCGGAGGCUCCGUGGUGGUCUACUCCCGCUCACAAGAUGGUUUGUGGGACAGUGACAAACCCAAGGUGUUGAAGCUGGGAGUUCUCCCAGUCAAAGCCAUGGUUGCCGUGGAGGAGCACCUGUGGGCUUCAUCGGGGGGGCAGGUCUUCAUCAUCAGCUCUCCGACACACACUGUUGAGAGGCAGCUGGAGGCCCACCAGGAGGAGGGCAUGGUGGUGUCCCACAUGGUGGUGGCCGGUGUGGGCAUUUGGAUCGCCUUCAGCUCUGGCUCCACUCUCCGUCUUUUUCACACCGAGACCCUGGAACACCUGCAGGACAUCAACAUCGCUACGCCCGUUCACAACAUACUUCCAGGAAACCAGAGGGUGUCGGUGAGCAGCCUGCUGGUCUGUCACGGUCUGCUCAUGGUCGGGACCAACCUGGGGGUCACUGUGGCUCUUUCUGUCCCCAGACUGCAGGGUAUCCCCAAGGUCACAGGUCGUGGUAUGGUUUCCUUACACGCUCACAGCGGACCAGUCAAGUUCCUCACCGUUGCCGCUGCGGUCUGCAACCGUCUCGCCGGCUCCUCGUCAUCCGCCCCUCCCUCCUCGCUCCAGCCUGCCGAGACCGAUGACGGGGAGAACGCCCAGCCGCCCACCGAUGCGGCCAAAACGUCGGGGGUGUGGUUGGGAGAGGCGGGCUGCACGACCAUGGCUCUCCAGGACUCCCGGUCCUCGUCGUCCUGUGGUUCCCUGGCGCCGUCUCAGAGCUCCCUGGAGCACGGCCCGGAGGACGGCGCCCUCUACGACGUGCUCCACGACCCGGCCCACCAGCAGAGGGGGCGACGCUGCAGCAAAGUGGACGUCAGCUCGCUGCUGGUGGUGUCGGGCGGUCUGGGCCAUCGCAGGGUCAACAAAAAGACCAAACAGUCUCGUCACGAGGACACCACGUCCACGAUUAUGAUCUGGCAGAUUCCCUUAGUCAGCAUGUGACGCUAAAUAUGGUUUAAAAAACAAAAAACAAAACAAAAACAAACAUCUCUUCAGUUGUGAGUAGAAAGUGAAACUGCGAACAGACGGAACUGUUUCAGGUUGAACAAAAACCGUGAGGCUGCGUAUUUUAUUUAACCAGGACUGAGUGAAUAAUAUCACCAACCACAGAACCACUCCAUCAUGUUGCUUGACACGUACUUGCAGUAAUCCUACAGACAGGACACUGUGUACUGUGGGUACUGCAUUGCGCGUGUACUUACGCUCCAUUACUCCUCAGUAUUCCUGCCGAAGCUCAUGACGGAGCAGCUCUGCAGUAUUUAAAUCUUUUCACCUUAAAUUCGUGCUGUCGUCGGCAAAAGUGUUGACGGGGUUUUUGUAAGAGCGUGACCACUCAGGAUCAGAUAGGUCAGAGAUUUCGAGCCAGAGAAAGUUUUUUUUUUUUUUUUUUUAAUAACCGAGUUUGUUUUUGUCUUAAAGGGCCGGUGCAUGUGUUUAUUUACAAAAGGGAUAAAAAGUAGAGUGACUGACUAUCAGUGACUGAACGGCUGUAGGAUCGGUUCCUGGCUGGCCAGGUUUCUAUUCCUAAAGGGAAAAAAAAAAGAGCUGGUUAUUAUCAGCAGAGAUUUAUGCCGUACUGUACGUUCCCCCUGGAGACUAUUUGUUAUACACAAGAAGAUAUUUAAAAAAAAAAUAGAAAUACGAUCAAAAGCUUUAUACUACAUUUCCACUAUUUGUCUGUAUGUGUACUAGGGUGUAUUAACAAAUACAUAAACAUUGUUUAAUGAGAA
Molecule: messenger RNA, 5357 nt
Organism: Cynoglossus semilaevis (tongue sole)
Lineage: Eukaryota; Metazoa; Chordata; Actinopteri; Pleuronectiformes; Cynoglossidae
Gene: arhgef10
Product: Rho guanine nucleotide exchange factor (GEF) 10
Exons: 29
Coding region: 274-4569 (1431 amino acids)
Biological process (GO): actin cytoskeleton organization; mitotic spindle assembly; positive regulation of stress fiber assembly
Cellular component (GO): centrosome
Molecular function (GO): guanyl-nucleotide exchange factor activity; protein binding
Source: RefSeq, a predicted model, not a curated record